AUGCCAGCCAACAUUGCGGCAGCUACUGCUAUUAUAGAGUCGGACCGCGCGCACUAUUGCCUUUCGCCACAUCGAUUAGGGGGCGCUACUGGGUUGACAACCUUGCAGGAUCUCCUACGUUUCAAUCCCGGAAACCUCAAUAACUCACUCAAAAAAGGAUUUUUGGUGUUUCAACUCCUAAAAGCUGUCAAAGGACUACAUCGUCAUGGAAUCAUUCACGGUAAUCUAAACCCAUCCAGCAUCUACAUUGAUGAAAACCUAUGGAUCACUCUAACAGGGAUCAAAUGCUCUGAGUUGCCAUUCACAAUAAGGAUUGGCAGCAAAAUUCAUGAGGAAUCGACUGUUAUGAGGUGGGUCAAAGGCGAAAUUUCUAACUUUACAUACCUGAUGAUCCUCAAUCAUGCAGCAGGGCGACGUCAAGGAGACCCCAAUGUACAUCCAAUUUUCCCUUGGGUUACAGACUUUACAGGAUCAGAAGUUCAUCACAACUGGAGAGAUUUUUCAAAGACAAAGUUUCGGCUCAACAAAGGUGACGAGCAGUUAGAUGUGACCUUUGAUGGACCAAUACCGCACCAUAUUACCGAUAUUCUAUCAGAUAUUACCUAUUACGUCUACAUGGCUAGACAAAUUCCGAUCCCUGUCCUUUGUCAAUUUGUCCGAUCAAAGUAUGAGGCAAAUGAAUACCCAUCCUCCAUCCGACGACUUUAUGAAUGGACUCCGGACGAGUGUAUUCCUGAAUUUUAUACAGAUCCUAAUAUUUUUAAAUCUAUACAUGCCGACAUGCCAGACAUGGCAUUACCAGCAUGGGCUAAGACCCCAGAAGAGUUCAUUCGUAUCCAUCGGGAUGCAUUGGAAAGUGAUUAUGUUUCAAAGCACCUGCACGAAUGGAUUGAUCUAACGUUCGGUUAUAAACUCUCUGGCCCGAAUGCCAUCGAGGCCAAGAAUGUAGCAUUAUCAUUAUGUCCUGGGCAGAGCGCUUUCAUGAAGCACGGAAUCAUUCAGCUUUUCACCGAUCUUCACCCUCAACGAGUUUGUAAUUGGUCCCUUUCGAAAACAAGCCUUUAUAGGCCUCAGAAUGAUCGGUCACAAUUUGUUGACAAAGUAUCGGAUCUGCUAUUUCGCCCAGCUGGACCAACACGAUCUAAAUCAUUACGCCAGCAACCCGGGUCCAGACCCGGCACAGUCGCCAUCAAUAAUGGUAAUCAAGAACGAGAGUUGGGUAAUUCUGCGCCAAGUAGCUCAUUACCUUCAACCAAUGGCCUUUUGUCGCCAAUGAAUGUUAUUAUACAGGAUACCAAUCUUGCUUUAGUUUCGACGAGACCAGAAGCACUAGUACAGCUAAUUCAAUCCGAGCCGAUCGAGCUUUCCAAGGAACUAGGGCAAAUAGCUUUUAUAGAAGAAUUGGAUCAUUUCGAGAAGACCUUUCAAUUUGGUUCAAAAUAUCAUUUUAUGAACAGCGAGGCAGCAAAGGCGCGGAUUCUCUCUGAUGCACCUACAUUAGAGACAGGCGACUCAACUCUUCGAGAGAAGGAUUCAUUUGAGUACAUGCAGAGCUGGGAUAUACCAAUUGCGGUCAGCGGGACAAUCACGGCGAUGCUUAAUAACGACUGGAAGUCGCGACCGAAGAUUGAAGAUAUCCUCCGCAAGUCAAUACCUGCUCUCUCACUACAGUCGCCUACAAUCUCGGCGUUUAUACCAACCUUAAUCACCGAGAUUUAUGACUUUUUGGCAAUGUUCAACGUGAGCCCAGUGGAUGUUCAAGCGACGUUAGCAAGCAAAUGUAUCGAUCGAAUAUGCACUUUCGAGGACGAAACAUUUGAAAUUGUAUUGCCGCCAAUUUUACCGUAUCAAGUUUUUAGUGCCCCCAUCUACAGUGAAUUCUUGCGGCGCUUUGGGACUAGCACCUUCUUAAAGCAGCUCUUCCCAUAUUAUCUAGAUUCUCUUAUCGUGGACUAUGGGCUCCAGGAGUCUGUAUCAGAUGCCAAAUCCUCUGUUGCCAGCGACGCAUUUGUUGGUAUUUGCCGGUCCAUUGGCCCAAUACUGACAUCUAAGCAUGUCAUGCGACCUUUCUCAAGGCUGGCAUUCAAAGAUCCUUUGCUUCUGCCAUUGCUAAAAGAGACCCUUAGUGGGAUUGCACAAGAGUUCGGAUCAACAUUUGCACUGGUGCAGUUCAGCCAUAUUAUGCAUUUGAUCGAUUCUGCCUCAAUGAACUUUACAACUAGGACAAGCAACACGUUAGGAAACCUCCUUGGGAUGCUUGGAUCGCUUGUCCCACAUAUGUAUGAUACCCAGCUUGUGACAGAAUUGAGAAAUGGUGGAUCAGACUUGAUCUAUCGUCUAAUCGAGCCAAAUCUGAGUAAGCGAGCCAGUCGAUCUAACUCUCUGGACAAUCCCAGACUGGCUGUCAGCCGUACUACAAUGGACUUCAUCUUGCAUCUCAGCUAUUCGCUAAGCAGAUCUGACUGGGAAAAACACGUAAGAUACUGUAAUAAAAAUUAUAUAAAGAGUUAA
This is a messenger RNA of Lobosporangium transversale, 2511 nucleotides long. RefSeq lists its product as hypothetical. Lineage: Eukaryota; Fungi; Mortierellomycota; Mortierellomycetes; Mortierellales; Mortierellaceae. The transcript is spliced from 11 exons. Bases 1 to 2511 code for a protein of 836 amino acids. The record is from RefSeq and is a predicted model, not a curated record.